CAAUGCUUGCGCGAUUUCUCCCUAAUGGCGAUCACACACUUUUGGCUGUCGUUUCUUCUUUUUCCUGCAUUUCUGGUCCAAAACGGUAGUUUUACUCUAGUUGUUAACAUUAAAUCAAAGGAUGGUGAGAUAGUGCAGCAGACUUUUUCCGCAGAUCCCGAAAAAGACUUCGUUACCAUCGAUUACAAAAGUAACGAGAACAGGUUCGUUUCAGUGUACAUCGACUUCCGUCAGGUAUGUGUCAAAGCUUCCCUUUUAAAGAUAUUUUUUUAAGCUCUAUAUACAAUAUCAUUGUUCAUUAGAAACAAAGAAUGAUAGAAUUUUUAAAAUCAUUUCUACUGUGUUGUACACAACGAUUCAUAAAGCAUAUUUAUGGGGCCUCUUUCUUUCCGAUCUGUUCUUUCGGCAUGAAACGUUUAUAGGUUCGUAAAGUUUAUUGACUUUAGUGGGACUGAAAAUUGUCGAAUUGCUUCAAACCAAUCUGCCGAUGGCUGUGAUUUUCAUUUUGUGUGCUCUUGAGAUUUUAGACUUAAGUUAAUGAGAGGAAAGAUAAUUGUUUGGUUAUUCUUCAGUUUGGAGAGUUCUUUUGUUAAUUGACAUAAUAGUUUUGUGAAUUCUUACCUGAAUUUAUGAUAUCCAUGGAGACAUUAUAGACAUCUUUACAGGGAGCAUGUAGAGCAUGUCUUACUGAUUUCUCCAAAAAAGGAAGAAAGAAACUCCAACAAAUAAAAUUAGACUGUCUCAACCACGUGAAUACUGUUCAUAUUUUUGAAAUUAUUUUUCUCAUAGAAACGAAAGAUAUUUCAAGUUAUUGUCCUUGGAGAAAUGGAUAAAGCAGAGAGUUCUUAUGAAGCCAUGUGCUUUGUAGCUGAACUCAAAGAAGAAGAAUUCAUAUCAUCAGAUGCUAUGUCAAAACUCAGACAGGUCAGUUCCUGAAAAAUCAUUGCAUUCCAUGACUCAGGGGUUAGUUUGUCCUGGCUGUAUUGUUGUAGCUGGAAUACAUACAUGAAAUAUGGGAGAUAAAGGGGCCUGAAGUAUUGGCUGGUGCACUGAUCUCUGCCUUGGAACUUCUGGUUUUAGGCAGUGGCCAGGUCUCUGAGUUUUGGUCCUUGGCAUAGCACUUAAACUGUGGUUAGGAUACAGCAGCAUGAUUUUAACCCCUUUUCCAUUGGAGUGACUAGCUUCUAAUAUCUCCUCACAGUAUUUGACCCCUAAUCACACAUCAACAACAACAACAACAACAUACUUUAUUGACUUUCCCCAAGGGGGCUUUUCAAAGACGAGAAUACAAGAAAUGAUCAUCAAUUUAACAAGCUCUUGAUCAUUAAACCAGUUCUCCUUGUCGGCCCCUUAGGAAAUGUAUGGAGAACAUUGUAGAGAAUGUGCAUACUGAUAUUAGGGUGUAAAGAGCUAUUUUCACUGACUCUCUUCAGAAAGGUUCUCUCAAACCUUGAAAGAAUCAGACAUUUAUCUGAAGUGUUACACGAUUCCAAGAAUUGUUUUAGGUUUUCUUGAGUAGUAAAUGAGAUUUGUGACCAUUGGAAUUUUAAUACUUAUUGGGUAUUUACUGGUCUGUUAAAGUCUGUGUGUAGCAGCCAGGCAUUUACCCUUGAAAAAUACUUCUCUCUCAGUGCCUUUCUUCUCCUGAGAGUAAAAAUGACUUUUGGGAAACUUUUAGGGAGGGUAACAUUGCAAUGGACUUAAGUAUGGCUGGGAAAUUAGGAACAAUCCAUGCUGUUUUUAAUGCAACUGAAAUGUGUAAGAACUGACUGGAUAGGCUGACUGCCAUCUGAGCCCUAAUGAGUUCCAUUUUUUUAAUUAAAAACUUCACUUUGAAAUUUUUUUUUUUAGAAAAACCCAAGUACAAUCAGGGUUCCUGAAGAGGAUGUUGCCAGUGAAUCUCACAUCAUGGAUCAUGUGGUUUUUCUGAAUGCAAAUGUAACAGAAGGAACCAUGGAUUGGCUCUGCAAAGAUGCUGGAAAAGUGCUCUUUAGUGGAACUAACACAAAACUUCUGUUAUUAGGUAUGUGGUGAAAGGUUCAAGUCUGCUCUUGUCAUAAACUCAUGACAUAUUUCUUGAACCUCAUUUCAGAGUAGUAUGGGCUAUAGAAAAACUAAUUUUGAGAGCUCCUUCUUUGCCCAGAAGUAAUUGAUGUUAAACUUCUCUUCAAACUGUCAGUACAGAAUAAUACAGAAAAGGCUAACUUUUGAGGUAGAAUACAAUUUUUUUAUAUUCCACAAAACUCCAUGAGAAUAAUUUACAGAGGAAGUGAAACACAGCUAUAAGUGGGACUUUCUAAAUGAAUCUGAUCUAUAAGGGCGAAUGGUUAUUUAACAGCAAAAUGAUCUAUUUACCAAUUAGAUAAUGAACUUUAGAUCUCUAUUAUAAGGUAGUUAAUAAAGGGUGUUAGUUUCUAUCAAAACUGUGGUGCUGCAUCAGUGGGGGGGGGGGGUUGGGCAGGACAAUUUGGUUUUUAAGUAAAUUGGCCUUUGCAAAGAGUUUCUAAAGCUGAUGUUUUGAGCCUAUGCCCUUCACCAGAGUCUUUCCCAUUCAUUCUGACAAAGGAUUAAUGCUUGAAACUUCAACUUUAGAAACUGUUUGUGAUGGCCAAUUUAUAUUAUCAACUCAUUCGUUAACCUUAUAACUCCCAGGUCAAAUUUAUAAUAAUUCUCUUUACAGUCAACCAUACAAUUCUUAUAAUGUUAGUUCAGAGAAUUUAGUAUUGGAUCAACUAAUUAUCUGCAAAUUGAUAUUUUUCUUAAUUCUCAUCACUUAUCUGGUUGAUAUUGUAUUGAUAUGGUAGGGAGAAAUUCUGUCUCGGUCACUCAUGGGAGUUAAAGGGUUAAAAGCAAAUUAUCUUACAUACAAUCAAAUUUUUUUUAAAUUUGAAUCUACUAGUUGCUCAAAACUGAACUAGAAGGAGGGCUCACAGUUUUCUUUUCUUUUCUUUUACAAUCCUUUACUGGUAGGAUACUCACAUAAACUAUUAUCAUUAUCUUUGAAUAGGAAAUUCAACCCGAGAAGAUCUUGAUAAACUUGAGUUGGCAUCACAAGAUCAAACUGGCUUUUCAAAGGUGCUAAAGCCAUGUAAAAAUACACCAGAACUGAGUGCAGAGUGCAUCUGUAGAGUUGAAGUAUGUCUAAGUUGGUAUCCCUGUCACUUGAAACUCUGUCAGGGGGAAGAUGACAAUGGACAACUAACAGAAUACCGUUGUGGAAUCAAAACUUGUGGAAAAUGCUAUGAAUUUGACUUUUAUGUUGGGGAAAGGCGACAAUGCUUUUGGGAUACAAAUUAAUUAUAAUUUUAUCUUUUACAAUAGAUAAAUCAGUGUAAAAUAAUAUUGUUAGUUGUGUAUAUUGAAGUGUUAACACUUGAAAGUGUGUUUUGUAAAUGUAUUUAUAAAUCCAAGCUUGGAAUUUUCAAAGAAUCAAUGACUCAGAAUUUUCCUUUACAGUAGGACCAGAUCCCUUACUGACCAUUCAGAUAGGAUAAAGGAAACAUUUAUAAACAACAACUUGGCAAAUUUGCAAUCUCUCUUUUUGCUCAGCAAGCAAAGCAGGCUAUGAGAUACUGGCAGAGUGACUUUUGUUCAAACAUGCAAGAUAUUUGAGCAGAUACAAGAGGAAGGUUUUCCCAGUCUCUUACAGUUUGUUUCCCUUACAGUUGGUGCACCCUGCAUGUCUCUAGGCAAUAAAGUGCCAGUUUCCUUUGCGAAGGGAGCAGGGGGUGCUAAAAUACACCUGUCAAGUCUGCCUGUAUUUCAAAUAGGAUGCUCUGGAUCGGGAUUACUGAUCCCCUUGGGGGUAGGUUAGGCAAAUCACUGGCUCUCAUUAGCACUGGGUUAUAAGUUACCAAGCUACAAGAGAUUGGCUUGCAAGCUAAUAAAUUUGUUCCAGGCCCCUCACCUGCUUUUCUCAUGCAAACUGGCUAUUUGUCUGCUGUUGCAAUGAAAGCUGACUCACUGGCCUCCUGUCUUUUACAUGGUUGAAGCCAUGUGAAAACCAGGUUGAACAGUAAUUAUGGCAUAGCAAUCAAUGAAUUCCAAUUCAUGGUUAAACUUUCUUGAUUUCUUGGUUUGACAACUGUAUGGUCUUUGAGUGGGAAUGUUGGUCACUGUAAAGGUUACUUAUAACAAAAAAAAAGUUUAUUUAAUUUUAAUACUCUAAUGGUUUUAAUUGUCUUAAUUUAUUAAUUUGUAAAACUUGUUUUGCAUUUUGGGGCCUUAUUAGCUCACUAAACAGUUGGAAUGUGUAAUUGGAAUACAUUUGUUGUGAACAGAAGACAUUUUCUACUUUUUCUGUUAAAUUUAUCAUAGGAUUACAUUAGAAAAGUGGGCAUACUCAAAGUUUAAAUUGAAGAUGGUUUUAAGCUUAAAAAAAAAAGUCUUCACCACAAAUAUUCCGUGUGCAGAGUAUUACUUAAACGUACACUUACCAGUUGGUGUGUUUAACUUAAUGUUUGGCUAAUCCAACAUAACAAUUUCUGAAAAGCUAGACCUUUCAUACCAAACACUUCAAACUUUUUCAUCACCUAGUUGCCUCCCCACAACUUAAAAAUUCAGCUGAAUGGUUUCAUUUUAAUUUGUCUUCAGGUCAUUUCAUUUCUAAGAGCGAUAAACUUAUAAUUUCUCCCCACAGUAUUACCCCUAAAUCAAACAUAAAGGUCACGGGAAUAAAGGAAAUGAUCAAGAAACUCAAUGAGCUCUUGAUUGUAAGACAAAUUCUCCUUGUCUGUACCCUUAGAAAUGUUUGGAGAACAGUAUAGGGAACUUGGAUACUGAUCUUAGGGUGUAAAGGGUUAAGGGUAUAAACAGGGUAAUCCCAACCACACUUUUUUUACAUCCUCUGUAUUUCCUUUAGACAAUAAAUAUUUACAUAUUUUUUGUGAGAAGCUUAUCUAAACAUUUAAUCUCUAC
Pocillopora meandrina is the source of this 4917-nucleotide messenger RNA. The record is from the annotation of a GenBank genome assembly. NCBI's taxonomy places the organism in Eukaryota, Metazoa, Cnidaria, Anthozoa, Scleractinia, Pocilloporidae.